UUCCAAGCCUUUUUCAUACCCUGUAUCUAUCUAUCUCUUCAUUGAUCUCAUAUCUCUUUCUGACUGGCUAGUCGACUAUAGGAUAUUGCUUCUCCUGAAUCUACCUGGAGAUAUACACUAACCAUGAGCUCCGAUGAAAAUGUUGGCCUGGCUGCAUCGAAGAAAGUCGACGAUAGCAUUGUGGAAAAGACAGGAACAUGUUCUCCAGUAUUGACUGGCUCGGUCGAGGUUGAUGAUCGAAUCAUCGUUUAUCUUCAUGGGAUUCGGUUUGCGAUGCUUGCUACCUUGAUAGGGAUCAUGGUAUUCAUAGUGAGCAUCGAAGGAAGCAUCGCCGCUACCUCACUCAUCACUAUCACCAGCGACCUUGGUGAUUUUGAACGAGUUAGUUGGAUUUUAUCAAGUUAUCAACUGGGAUUUGUUGCCCUCAUCGUCAUUGCUGCCAAACUGAGCGACCUCUUUGGUCGUAAGCCCAUCAUCGCUGGCUUAAUCGUCGUAUUCACCGCCUUCUCGGCGGGCUGUGCCUCUGUACACACUAUGACACAACUAAUCGUGAUGCGCGCAUUUCAAGGGCUGGGUGCUGGUGGCUGCUACACACUCACUUCCAUUCUUAUCGUCGAUUCUGCGCCGCCUGAAAAGUACGGCAAAUAUGUGUCUUUCGCGGGUAUGGCCAUUGCCAUGGGGGCGGUGCUGGGUCCCAUCUUUGGAGGUGCCAUUACCGAACACACGACUUGGCGAUGGAUAUUCUGGUUCAACGUACCCGUUGGCGGAUUUGCCCUAUUUCUUACGCUACUCGGCAUGCCAAGAGAUUUCCCUUACAACGAUCAGGGGCGCCGCCACCGAUCGAUUAACGAUAUCUAUACAACGAUUUGGACUAAAAUCGACUUUCCGGGAUCUAUGCUGCUUCUGGGUGCAGUAUUAUCUUUCACUGCUUGCUUUCAAGAGGCCGACUCUCGAUUUCCAUGGAAAUCCGCAUAUGUCAUCACGCUUCUGAUCACUUCGGUGGUGCUUUCCAUCAUACUUCUACUAUGGGAACGCCGCGUCACGCUGGCCGGUAAAACUCGUGAACCGGUGCUCCCGUGGCGGUUCUUUACGAACCGCGUCAUGGUAUCCAUCAUACUUGUGAUGACCCUUGUGGGUGCGCCAAUGAGUGUAACAACUUUUCAGUUACCUCAAAGAUUCCAGCUUGUCAAUGGCCUUUCAAGCCUCGAUGCUGGUUUACGGCUCUUACCAUAUGGUCUCAUGUUCUCAGCUGGCUCGAUGGUUGGCACCACAGUUGCAAGCAAGCUGAAAAUACCGGCGAUAUACAUGUUGUUUGUGGGAUCUGGUUUACAGAUCAUUGGCUAUGCAUUCCUCAGCACUUUAGAUACAACACUGCAAAUCAAUCCUAAGGUAUAUGGUUACCUUAUUCUGUCUGGAUUCGGUUGCGGCAUCACAUUCAUAAUGGCAUAUAUCACAGUUCCUUUUACAGUCACUGAAUUUGAUAAGGCGGUGGGACUAGCGUCUGCAAACCAGUUCAGGACUAUGGGGAGUGCUAUGGGGCUAGCCAUUGCUACGUCUGUCUUCAAUGGUUACACCUUGCCUCGAUUUGCUGGUCUUGGAAUUCAGGACCCUGCUGCCGACCUCAUUACUGGACAGCAGUUUCUACCUGCGGCUUUGCAAGAUGAGGGCCGGCUAAUCCUGUCUGAGGGAUACAAUCGUCAAAUGACGGUUCUUUGUGCGUUUUCAGCGGCACAGAUACCGGCAGCGCUACUGAUGUGGAAGCGAAAACAAAUGGUCAUCGCAUAGAAAAUGAUAUUGCUUAUCUACCUAGGUACAUACCUAGGCAACUAGGUAUGUAAUUUGUAUUCUCAG
This is a messenger RNA of Annulohypoxylon maeteangense, 1851 nucleotides long. Its product is annotated as putative efflux pump antibiotic resistance protein. The transcript is spliced from 5 exons. Gene Ontology annotation, cellular component: membrane. Gene Ontology annotation, biological process: transmembrane transport. The coding region runs from base 124 to 1785 and encodes 553 amino acids. NCBI's taxonomy places the organism in Eukaryota, Fungi, Ascomycota, Sordariomycetes, Xylariales, Hypoxylaceae. The record is from RefSeq and is a predicted model, not a curated record. Gene Ontology annotation, molecular function: transmembrane transporter activity.